AUGUUACAGAGACCAAAGGCUGUUGUGAUCCUACAGCCUGAUAAACAGACAUUCAGAGGAGAGAUUGUCACUCUCAGAUGUCAAAUACAGGGAGAGAGAGACACUGACUGGGAAUACAGCUGGUAUACGAAUAGUUCUUCACUCAGUCCUGUCAGUAAAGAUCAGGAAUACAGAAUCAGUCCUGUUUCUGAGUCCCACAGUGGUGAAUACACCUGUAGAGGAAAACACAGAAGAGACUCACAGAACUCAGAGAUCAGUGAUGCUGUAACACUGACUGUCUCAUCAGGUCUGUCUCCUCCAGCCUCUCUGAUCAUCAGUCCCAACACAACUCAACACUUUACAUCUGAUUCUCUCUCACUGAGCUGUGAGGUACAGAGUGACUCUACUGGAUGGACAGUGAGACGAUACACAGAUGAUGGAGAGGUGUCAGACUGUUCAUCAGACUGGGGAUCAGUAACAGGAUCUACAUGCAGCAUCAGCUCCCUCCAGUCAUCAGACAGUGGAGUGUACUGGUGUCAGUCUGACUCUGGAGGGAACAGUAAUCCUCUCAACAUUACAGUGACAUAUGGUGCUGUGAUCCUGGAGAGUCCUGUCCAUCCUGUUACUGAGGGAGAUACUUUGACUCUGCGCUGUAGAUAUCGAAAUGCCUCAUCAGACCUCAUAGCUGAUUUCUAUAAAGAUGGAUUAGUCCUCCAAAGUCAGACUACAGGAGAGAUGACCAUCCCUACUGUCUCAAAGUCAGAUGAGGGUCUGUAUUGGUGUAAACACCCAGAGAGAGGAGAGUCACCAAAGAGCUGGAUC
Molecule: messenger RNA, 801 nt
Organism: Chanos chanos (milkfish)
Lineage: Eukaryota; Metazoa; Chordata; Actinopteri; Gonorynchiformes; Chanidae
Product: Fc receptor-like protein 2
Exons: 4
Biological process (GO): cell surface receptor signaling pathway; immune response
Cellular component (GO): external side of plasma membrane
Molecular function (GO): transmembrane signaling receptor activity
Source: RefSeq, a predicted model, not a curated record